Molecule: messenger RNA, 1945 nt
Organism: Cloeon dipterum
Lineage: Eukaryota; Metazoa; Arthropoda; Insecta; Ephemeroptera; Baetidae
Exons: 9
Coding region: 498-1181 (227 amino acids)
Source: RefSeq, a predicted model, not a curated record
UGACGGUUGAGACGCGCGUCACGCUGAUUGCAUCAUCAUAAUUUCGCCGUGUUUUCGGUUGCAUUUCGACAAAUCGACAACGUCAACGCAUUCUUGGAUAAAUGGUGGAUGUUCCUGGUAUUCCGAAAGGCUUGUACCGCAUCCCACCCGGAUGUCCUCUGAUUGGGAAUAAGCUGCCUGUACACGAUGGCCAUCCGGAUAUAAGCUUCGACAAAGUUAACAAAACUUCACCCGCAUUAUCCAGGUGAAAAAAGUGAGAAAGGGCUCCACAUCUGACAUGCACCGUGUUAAGACUUAACUCUGGGGAGAGCAAAGCCGAAGAGGGCCCAUAAAUGAGGAAAUUGUUUUUCAGAUGUAUUCCAGGAGCGAUGAAAUUGCUACUCCUGAGUAGCAAUUCUAGUAGAAGUUCUGAGCUGAGUGGAGAGGUUCAUUGUCCGCGAACAAAUCACUUUUGAAGCAAGUUUCCAGCGACACCCAGAGAAUAUCAAUUCACGAUAAUGGCAACCGUCGAAUCAAAAGAAGUGAAAAAAGCAGAAUCGAACACUCUAGAUUCAACAAAUGAACCAAAGAGAAAUGUUCCGUUGGGACCAAGCACAACAACUGAAGAAAAGACACCUGAAUCGGAAAAUGUCGAAUCAAAAGAAGUUAAAGAUGAAUCGAACAAAAGCGAAUCCGCAAAUGAAUCAGACAACAACCCUCCUGUGGAGCAAAGCUCAACAACUGAAGAAGAGACGCCUGAGCCUUUGCAGUCUUACGUAAUGCAAAACUUGGUAAUGGUAACACCAUUCGAACAUCACGUGACUAAUUUUAAGACCAUGUCGGGCGGCUCUUGCGUUGUAAGGGAUGUCGGAAAUUCAAGAAUCUUGGACGGUCCAACUUUUGAUUUGAGCAAAUAUUUACCCAAAGUUCCUGAUGAGGAAGGAUCUUCUAAAGAAAUUUCACCAAACUUCGAUGCUGCUGAAAGCGACAAUCCUCUGUUGGAGCAAAGUUCAACAACUGGAAAAGAGUUGCUCGCUCCCGAAUUCCAGGACUUGGCCAAAGCAGCACCACCAAAACAGCCCUUGAAUAAUUCUCCGACUAAGAAAAGGGAUAGUUUAUCAUCUCAUGGAGAUUCUGUAAGAUAUGUACAUACUUUAAAACCAAAGAAGCAUGAUACCCGCCAUUGUUGCAUCAUCAUGUAAAACUGCAUCUGCAGUUGUGAACAUUUGAAUUUGACCCAAUUUUGUUAGAAAUUGAUCAACCGUUGUUUUUUUAUCAAUUUUUUUUUAAGUCUAUUUUCUAUUUCUAAUGUGAAUGUGCGGGCUCAUCAAGCAACGAUGCCAGCUCCUUCUCAACUAGCCUUCCAGUAGCGGAAAUACAGAAGUGCGCCACCACUUCCAGCACUUCAACGGUUGAUCAAUUUUUUAGAAAUGAAAAUGUUUUUGAUAAGAGAACUGUAAGAGCUAAGGUGUAUGUUUGCAUAGUUUUUACUAAGUAAGAUAAUAUAUUAAGAGAAGUGAUCAUUCUAUUAAUAAUCAAUCCUGUAUAAUAAAUAAAUUCCUGUUUUGGAAUGUAGCGGUUCCCGCUUAUUGGCGUUAACUUAGUUUGUAACCUUUAGAUGUCACUUGUAACUGUAUGAUAAGCUUUACUCAUUUACCCUGUAUAAUACACCUUCACUGACCGCUCACCUACGCACGCCUAUAUACGGUCAUGUCGCAUUUACCUCUCCGGCCGGGAGUAUAAUAUGUCGUGCGCAUAUAUGACGCUGAUAAUAACUAAUAGACCCGAAGAUAAUACCGGGGUAAGCAUUGCAUUGAACUGUGAUAAUAAUUAUUGUUGUUCUCGACUCGCAUAUUGAUGCGUUAAUUAAUUGUUUAUAUAUUGACUUUCCUUUGAGAUUUUAUUGUGAAUAUUUAUUAUGUAAAACUUUACAGUUUUAAUUAUGGAUUAAAUCUACGUCUACAAA